AUGCUGGUUGUUGUGUACGUCUUCGCCGUUUGGGGUAUGGAGCUCAUCACCGCGGACACGAAUUCCCCAGAAAACGACGCUGAUGCCACUUCGAGGUUUGAUAAUUUGUUUGAAGCUAUGACUUUCCUUAUCCAGUGCAUGACUCUGGACAGUGUCUCGGCUGUGUAUAGGCCGAUCAUCGGCCACAAUCCCUGGCUGUGCACUUAUUUCCUCAUCUUCCUGCUUAUCGGGCCCAUCGCCCUCAUGAACGUGAUCACCGCCAUCCAGGUCGAGGCGCUCUUUCGGAGCGCCGCGGAAGACCACGAUGCGAAGAAGGCUUGGGAGAAGGCUUGGGAGAAGAAGAUGAUGCCGAAGCUGAAGAGCAUUUUCAGUGCACCAGACGCCAACGAUAACGGUGAGGUUGACUUGGAUGAGCUGGUCAAUGCCCUCGAAGAACUCAAAGAGCAGUUGAGGCGCAUCGUGGACUUGGACCAGAUGGAGGAGAUUUUCCGCAUGCUCGAUUUCGACGGCAGCGGUGCCAUUGAUAUCGACGAGUUUGUGGACGGCAUCAUGCGUACGCAGCAGGACAAGCCCACGGAGCUCAUCUUGCUCCUGAAGCAAAGCAAGGCGAUCCUGGACCACCUUGGGACAAAGGACGGAGGCCUUCAAAAGGGGUACAUGGCAGAAGACGCAGAAGCAGCGAAGAUGCAGCAGUAG
This is a messenger RNA of Prorocentrum cordatum, 696 nucleotides long. Lineage: Eukaryota; Dinophyceae; Prorocentrales; Prorocentraceae. The record is from the annotation of a GenBank genome assembly.